ACUAUUAGAUUGCUCCUUGCUAUUUCUUCCUCCAAUAAUUGGCACUUACACCAAUUAGAUGUUCACAAUGCCUUUUUACAUGGAGAUUUGGAAGAAGAGGUCUACAUGAAUUUACCUCCUGGACUCUCUACUUCCAAAUCCAACCAAGUUUGCAAAUUGACAAAAUCUCUUUAUGGAUUAAAACAAUCUAGCAAACAAUGAUUUUCUAAAUUAACCGCCACUUUAAUGAGCAAAGACUACAAACAAUCCUUAUCUGAUCCAUCCCUUUUUAUUAAAAAUUAUAAAGGUUCAUUUACUGCUUUGUUGAUCUAUGUAGAUGAUCUUGUAUUGGCUGGAAAUGACCUAGAAGAAAUCACUACCAUCAAGUCUUUCUUGAAUCAAAAAUUCAAAAUCAAAGAUUUGGGCUAUCUCAAAUUUUUUCUUGGGUUGGAAAUCUCAAGAUCACAUCACGGCAUCCAUUUAUGUCAACGCAAAUAUGCUUUGGAUCUUCUGAAUGAUACAGGCCUAUUGGCAUCCAAGCCAACCACCUCUCCUAUGCAACGGGGAACAAAACUUCAACAGGACUCUGGUACCGUCAUGGAUGAUCCGACUUCUUAUAGACAACUGGUGGGUCAACUCAUUUAUCUCACUAAUACCAGACCUGAUAUUUCGUACGCUGUCCAACAACUCAGUCAAUUCAUGAGCAAGCCAACAUCAACUCACCAUGAAGCUGCCAUAAGAGUACUCCGAUACAUUAAAUCAUGCCCAGGUCUCGGUCUCUUCUAUCCAUCUACCUCUCACUUGCAACUCAAGGCCUUUUGUGAUUCAGAUUGGGCUACUUGCCCCGACACCAGAAAAUCAGUCACAUGUUACACUAUCUUUCUAGGUGACUCUCUCAUUUCCUGGAAAUCCAAAAAGCAGCCCACUGUUUCCAAAUCUUCUUCUGAAGCCGAGUACCGUGCCAUGGCUACAACUGUGUGUGAAAUACAAUGGCUGACUUACUUACUUCAAGAUUUUAAUCUGCAAUUUCAUACACCAGCCCUGCUGUAUUGCGACAGUCAAUCUGCUCGUCAUAUCGCUGCCAACACUUCAUUCCAUGAGCGAACGAAGCAUAUUGAAUUGGACUGUCAUAUUGUCCGUGAAAAGUUACAACAAAAGCUUUUUCAUCUGCUGCCUGUUUCAUCUUCUCAGCAACUAGCCGAUGUCCUAACCAAACCUCUUGACCCUCUUCCUUUUUCCAAUUUCAUUUCCAAGCUGGGAUUGAAGGAUAUUUAUACUCCAGCUUGAGAGGGGCUAUUAGAGACAUUUACAUUAGAAUUAUUUGUUUCCUUUCUAUGUAUUUAGCCAAUUUAUUAUUGCCCAUUUAUUAUUGAUGUUGUUGACCAUAUAUAUAGGUAUAUAUAGGUCACGCUCCCUGUGUGUAUCAAUAACAAUUAUAAUUUCAUCAAUGUCAGAUUUUUUCCUAUCA
Messenger RNA from Medicago truncatula (barrel medic), 1447 nucleotides. RefSeq lists its product as uncharacterized. Bases 226 to 1266 code for a protein of 346 amino acids. The record is from RefSeq and is a predicted model, not a curated record. The transcript has a single exon. Lineage: Eukaryota; Viridiplantae; Streptophyta; Magnoliopsida; Fabales; Fabaceae.